AUGGCCGAAGUCAAAACUUAUCACCUUGGCGAUCUCUCUCUCAAGUCUGGUGGGCUUAUACCAAAUGCCUUAAUCGCGUACAAAACCUUCGGAUCCUCUUCAAGUCCAACCAUCAUCUACCCAACCUGGUACAGCGGCAAGAUUGCCGACAACGAAUGGCUGGUUGGUUCCGGCAAGGCCCUAGAUCCGGAGAAAUACUACAUAAUCAUUCCUGCACUCUUUGGCAACGGCGAGUCGAGUAGUCCUUCAAAUACUCCGGAUGUGAGGCCCUUCCCAAACGUCACUUUCUACGACAACGUCAAGGCGCAGCACCGAUUAGUUACCGAGGGUCUUGGAGUCGAGCAUGCGCGGGCCGUAUUGGGCUGGAGCAUGGGUGCCGGGCAGACGUACCAAUGGGCGGCGCAGUUUCCGGACUUCAUGGACCUAGCCGUGCCGUUCUGUGGGAGUGCGAAGACCAGCAUCCACAACCAGGUAUUUCUUGAGGGUGUCAAGGUGGCGAUUCUCGCAGCCAAAGGAAGUGCAUCCGGAGGAGUGUGCGGAGGCGAGGUUGGGCCAUCGUCUCCGUCACCCGAUUCAGGGUGGGACUCGGCACAGCGCGAGACGGCUUUGAAGGCGCUUGGGCGGGUUUACGCAGGGUGGGGGUUCAGCCAGGCGUUCUAUCGGGAGAAAGUCUAUGAAACGGAUCUUGGGUACAAGAAUCUAGAAGAUUUCAUGGUAAACUUCUGGGAAGCUUGGGCGAUGGCAAAGGAUCCGGAGAAUAUGCUUACAAUGCUUCACACAUGGCAAGCGGGUGAUUGUUCGGAUCAGGAGCCCUUUAACGGAGACCUUGGUCUUGCUCUUCGGAGCAUAAAGGCUAAGACUCUGGUUCUCCCCGGCAAAACGGAUCUUUACUUCCCGCCCGAGGACUCAGAGAACGAGGUAGAGCAUAUGACGCCUGGUGUCGGAAAGUGCAUCGUCAUCCCAUCGAUAUGGGGACAUUGGGCUGGCGGACCCGGUACCAGCAAAGCGGACGAAACUUGGCUAGAGCAGAAGCUGAAGCCAUUUCUGGAAGAUGGCACUUGGUAA
Neoarthrinium moseri is the source of this 1065-nucleotide messenger RNA. RefSeq lists its product as uncharacterized. Lineage: Eukaryota; Fungi; Ascomycota; Sordariomycetes; Amphisphaeriales; Apiosporaceae. The record is from RefSeq and is a predicted model, not a curated record. Gene Ontology annotation, biological process: biosynthetic process. Gene Ontology annotation, molecular function: acyltransferase activity, transferring groups other than amino-acyl groups. The transcript has 3 exons. The coding region runs from base 1 to 1065 and encodes 354 amino acids.